AUGGAGUUCCGCUGGGCGGCGGAAGGCAAAACAGAAGAGCUACGGCAGUGGCUGCGCAAGCACCCCGAGCGGGUGAAUGUGCCAUCGAAAGACUCCAACAUGACGCUGCUCUACACGUGUAUCUCGAACAGCGACCACACCAACUUGGCGUCUCUCCAAGCAGGGUGGUCCUGCUGUCUCAGCACGGUUCGGAUGCUGUGCGAGGAGUACAAGGCGGAUGUACUGGCCCCGAACGGCGGCACCUGCAACACAGCCCUCCACCUUGCUGCCUCAACCGGCGCGGUCAGCAUUCUGCGCUACCUGGUCGAGGUGCUGCGCACACCCGUAGACUGCACCAACACGUUUGGUGAGCGGCCGGUGCAGGUGGCAGAGCGCCACGGGCAAACUGAGUGCGCCAGAAUUUUGGCAGCUGCUGCCGCCACGGCAGCCUCAGCGCAGAGCCGAGAGCGAGCGGCGGAGCGUUGCAUGCCGGUGCAACAGACACCGCCGGGUGGGCCACACGACGCUGCCGCCGGCGCCCUUGAAGGCGGGAGUGGGCGAUUCCAGAAGGUGACGGUUUCGGACAGCGACGAUGACGACGCGUGGAGGAAAACCAGCAACGGUGGAGCGGGCGCGGCACUCAGCCAAGGCGGAUUGGGCCGCGAGCGGUCCACUGACGGCGCCGGUCCGCCUUCGUUGUCCACACAGGCUAUGCAACGCGGCGGCAGCAGCAACGGUGCCACAGCGCCCUUCAUUUCCUUAGAUGGCAGAUCUGUCUCUGCAGUGGUCGGCGAGGCGCGUCCGCCACCGCCCAGUCGCAACCCCAACGAGGCAAGCGCCGGCAACGCGCCAGGCAGCGUCGGUGUACCGUUCAUGCGCGCCUCAUCCGACUGCUCUGCUUUUUCAACGCUGCCGACGCCCGUGCGGUCGCGCAAGGAGUACGACAUCUCCAGCUCUCGCAUCUUGGCCAACCCGGACCUGCAGGGGUUCCGCUUCGCCUACGGCGACGGCUUCAAGUACAUCCAGUGCAGCGACCACUACGAGAUUCGAGGCAUCCUGCCCUACACCUACCGCGGCACCGUGUACUACACCCCUGUGAUUAUUUCCGUCUACGCACCUACCUCGGCAACAGACUCGUCCGAGAACCCGACGGGCGGCGGCCCGGCCGGGGGCAGCGGCGCUGCCGAUGCCGCUCUCAGCAACCGUGACAGGCCGUUUCCGUUCAUGGGGCCUGCAGGCGCACGCGCGUCGAAGGCGGUAUCUCCUGCAUCCAACACGACAGCGAAGACAUACGUGUACUGCCGCUACCGUGUGUGCAUCAACAUACAGAGCCUCAACGGCUUUGCUAUUAGUCGCCGGGCCGAGUACGUCGACCCGAUCAGCGGCGCCAUCAUCCCGGCACCGGGGGAUGACAAGUACCAGACGCUGACCACGUACAUCCGCAACGUGGUCGUGCGUAACUUCGAGGCCGUGCCGCCGCUCAUUCUGCCGACAAGCAGCUACGCCUUCCCCGCGCGGCCCAACGUCAGCCAGCUAGGCAGCAGCGGCAGCGCUGACGUCUACCACCACCACCACUCUCACAACGCACCAGCGUUCAUGAAGAGCGCGCUGCCCAAGCGCUCUGCAGCCCACAUCCGCUGUGCCACUCUUCUCCGUGAUCUCUCGCGGUUUGGUGACGGACUUGCACGGUACGUUCCGUCGAAGCACCGCAUCAUCGCCUACGUGCCCAUCUUCAGCGAGCACAAGGCGGCGGUGCUCGCGAUGCCACAGGAGCGGCCUUACGCCACCACGGUUGGGCAAAGCCCGCAACCUGCCGUCGCCAACGCUGCCGCUGCCGGUGCGACGACUUUCUCAGCGGAAAGUGUGGCUCCCGUCGCUGGAGGCAAGGCUGGGGUGACGCAGCAGGUGGCUGUAGAGGCGGUGGCGGAGCUGCAGGUGCGCGUGGUUAUUCAGUUCUCCCCGACCCGUAUCGGUGGCGCCGCGGGCGAGGGCGACGCUGCGACAGACGGCGAGGCUUGCGUCUACGCCCAGCCGCCGCGCAUUUACCUCGUCGAUGCGGCGGCCAGCCCAUCGACGAUCCUGCGCGACGGUGCGGCGCCCGCCACCGCCGGUGCUGCUGGGGCACCUCUAUUCUCGUCCGCGCCCUCAUCCCUAACUGCGCAGUGCUUCGCCGGCAUCAUCAAAGACAGGGAGACGGGAGAGGUGUUCGCAGAGGUCCUCCGCCUCUCGCAGGAUUCGUGGAGCGCCAGCGGAUCGGUGUACGACAUUCUUGUGGAGCUGCAGCGUGCCCUACGAGGUGUGUUGGAGUCCUUUGCCAUGAGCUACACGGGCAGGAACGCCGGUUCGCCGCCGGCGAGGCAGGAGCAGCCGUCUUCGGGCUCCGUUGAUUGCAUGGCCGACUCGCCCCGCGGUGCACCGGUGGUGCCGUCGACACUGGAUAUCCUUUUCUCAUCACCGACGACACAAGCCCAGCUGAGCCCGAGCGGGGCGAGUGGCGACGUCAGCGGUGCCGUUCAGAGAAGCAGCGCCGGGUACUGCCUCUACUGCGUCCAGCCGCUGCAUCCAUCCCGCGUGCUGCUGCAGCCAUGCGGGCACGGCGGACUUUGUGGGUUGUGCGUGCAGCGGCUGCAGAGUCACUGCAGAGAGGAGGUGUUCGCCUGCCCCGUGUGCCGCGGCGCCGUCCAGAAUGUGCUGGAGGUCUUUCUAUAA
Molecule: messenger RNA, 2688 nt
Organism: Leishmania major strain Friedlin
Lineage: Eukaryota; Euglenozoa; Kinetoplastea; Trypanosomatida; Trypanosomatidae
Exons: 1
Coding region: 1-2688 (895 amino acids)
Molecular function (GO): protein binding
Source: RefSeq, a predicted model, not a curated record